Tyto alba (common barn owl) is the source of this 1119-nucleotide messenger RNA. RefSeq names its product arsenite methyltransferase (gene AS3MT). The record is from RefSeq and is a predicted model, not a curated record. Gene Ontology annotation, biological process: toxin metabolic process; arsonoacetate metabolic process. Bases 1 to 1119 code for a protein of 372 amino acids. Gene Ontology annotation, cellular component: cytosol. NCBI's taxonomy places the organism in Eukaryota, Metazoa, Chordata, Aves, Strigiformes, Tytonidae. Gene Ontology annotation, molecular function: arsenite methyltransferase activity. The transcript has 10 exons.
AUGGCAACCCUCUGCGGAGAGCAGAUCCACGGGGAAGUGCAGGAUUACUACGGCAAAGAGCUGCAGAAGUCAGAGGACCUGAAAACCAGUGCGUGCGUCACCUCGGCCAGGACCCUUCCCAAGGCGGUGAGAGAGGCUUUGGAGCGCGUCCACGAAGAGGUGGUGGCCAGGUACUACGGCUGUGGUCUGGUGAUCCCCGAGUGCCUGACGGCGUGCCGGAUCCUGGACCUGGGCAGUGGCAGCGGCAGGGACUGCUACGUGCUGAGCCAGCUGGUUGGGGAGCGGGGCCACGUCACCGGGAUAGACAUGACUGAGGGCCAGGUUGAGGUGGCAAAGAAGCACAUUGCGUACCACAUGGGCAAGUUUGGCUACCGAAAGCCGAACGUGGAGUUCCUCCAGGGCUACAUAGAGAAGCUGGGUGAUGCUGGGCUGGCUGAUGAGAGCUACGAUAUCGUCAUCUCCAACUGCGUGAUCAACCUCACCCCUGACAAGAGGACCGUGCUGCAGGAGGCCUUUCGUGUGCUGAAGCAUGGGGGAGAGAUGUACUUCAGUGACAUCUAUGCCAGCCAGCGCCUGAAUGAGACUGUCCGGAAGCACAGGGUGCUGUGGGGGGAGUGUCUGGCGGGAGCCCUGUACUGGGGAGACCUCUACAGCAUUGCUGAGGAGGUGGGGUUCAGUCCCCCAUGCCUGGUCACCGCCAGCCCCAUCACCAUUGGCGACAAGGAGCUGGAGGGCAUCAUUGGCGACUGCCGCUUUGUCUCCGCAACUUUCCGCCUAUUCAAGGUGCCAGGUAGCAGCCGGGCCGGGCCGGGUCAGGUCAUCUACACUGGCGGGAUCGUGGGGCAUGAGCGAGAGCUGGUGUUUGACGCCAACUUCACCUUCAAGGAAGGAGAGGUGGUGGAUGUGGAUGCUGAGAUGGCUGCAAUUUUGCGGAGCUCCAGGUUUGCAGAGAAGUUCCUGAUCCGAGCUGGUGGGGCCAACACUGCUGCUCCGCAGGGAUGCUGUUGCAGGAGGGUAAAGGAGAAGAUCUGCGAUCCCUUCCAACUGCUGGAGUGGCCGGUGGCCCCGCGUCCUGCCUGCCAACCUGGUGGCACUUGUGGUCCCCCGGGGUGCUGCUGA